AUGGGUGAAAACGGUGCUGAGAACGAAUCAGAUUCCCAGUCAUCAUCACCAGCUCUUCAACCGUUGAGAAAACGAGCUCGAACAUCUGAGUACGACAGUGAAGGCAUGGAAGAUGACGAGUACAUCACGAUAAAUAUGAUGGAAGGGACAAGUGACGGUCCUUCAGGUUACUGUUAUCUUGAGCAUCCAGCUGAUGUCCAGGUGCAUUCCUGGGGUCCUGAUCUGGCCUCUGCUCUCGCCCAAGCGAUCACCGCCACUUACGGAUACAUGACUGAUUUGGAAAAUGUCGAAGAACAGUUCUCGAUGUUUUACACCGCAAAGGCUAACGAUUUGCAAGGCCUAAUAAUAGCCGUGAUGGAAGAGGCUCUCUGUGGGUUCCAGUCAGAACCGUUUUUCAUAGGUCGACGAGUUGUCGUGGAAAAACUGGACUUGGAAGCGUGGUCGGCUGAAUUCCAAGUAUUUGGGGAAUGUUUUGACUUAGCAAAGCACACCCAGCUCACUGAUGUCAAAGCAAUCACCUAUUCCAACAUGCAAAUUCAUCAGAAGGAUGAUCGAUGUGAUAUUUUUAUGGGUGUUGACGUCCAGAAGAAAGUGCUCAAGCGGAAGCUGGACAAGAUGAAGGCCAGUCAGGCUAAGAUGCGGAAGAAAGAGAAGCUUGCAAAGCUGAAAGAAGAAAAAGAAGAGGUCGAUGUCAAAGAUGAGGUUAAUGAAGAUGCCAAAUGGAGAUUCCUGCGCUAUCGAUACAACUCAACUCCAUCAUCGGCACCUGCCGCAGACGACGUCGAUUCUUUCUUUGCUGGAGGAAAAGUGUUUGAUAAUCUAAAAGGCAAAGUAAACGAUCGAAUACUCGAUGCUGUUCGUAAAAUGGGUUUCACAUCGAUGACGGAGAUUCAAGCAAAAAGUAUAGAGCCGUUGCUAGAGGGACGUGAUGUGUUGGCAUCAGCCAAGACAGGCUCUGGAAAAACCUUGGCUUUUCUGAUACCAGCCAUCGAGUUGUUGUUAAAGCUUGAUUGGAAGCAGUAUAACGGCACUGGAGUUAUAAUUGUAUCGCCAACUCGAGAGUUGUCUAUGCAAACUUACGGUGUGCUCACAGAACUGCUGGAAGGGACUCAUCUCAGUCAUGGGUUGGUUAUGGGAGGAUCCAACAGAAGCGCUGAGCAGGAAAAACUGUCAAAGGGUGUGGCCGUAUUAGUGGCUACUCCUGGUCGUUUGUUGGAUCAUCUCCAGAAUACGGAGCCGUUCCUUGUGAAAAAUAUGAAAUGUCUGGUGAUUGACGAAGCGGAUCGGAUCCUCGACAUUGGAUUUGAGCUGGAAAUGCAACAGAUCCUUCGGUAUCUGCCAAACAAACGCCAGACCAUGCUUUUCUCGGCCACGCACACUCCUAAGGUUGAUGAACUCGUAAAACUAUCCCUUCAUUCGAACCCUGUUAAACUGUCUGUGGCAGAGAAAAGUGAAGCCGCAACUGUGGAAGGACUCCAACAGGGCUAUGUUGUAUGUCCAUCUGAGAAGCGGUUCUUGAUGUUGUUCACUUUUUUGAAGAAGAACAAAAAUAAGAAGGUUAUGGUGUUCUUCUCUUCGUGUAAUUCUGUGAAGUAUCAUCAUGAGCUAUUGAAUUACAUUGACAUUCCUUGUAUGUCUAUCCAUGGGAAGCAAAAGCAAGCCAAGCGGACGUCAACUGGUAAUGCUUUGCUGGUACUUCGGCCUGAAGAGCUUGGUUUUCUUCGAUAUCUCCGAGCAGCGAGGGUGAUUCUGAAUGAAUAUGAAUUUUCAUGGGCUAAGAUUGCAAAUAUACAAUCACAAUUGGAGAAUCUGAUCGAUAAGAAUUACUAUCUGAACAAGUCUGCUAAAGAGGCGUACAAGUGCUAUGUGAGAGCUUAUGACUCACAUUCUCUUAAGGAUAUUUUCGACGUGAACAAUCUUGAUUUGAUAGCUGUAUGUAAGUCAUUUGGAUUCUCCGUCCCACCAUUUGUCGACAUGCCGAUAUCCCACAAGCCAAAGGCGAGUUUUUAG
This is a messenger RNA of Ostertagia ostertagi, 2010 nucleotides long. Lineage: Eukaryota; Metazoa; Nematoda; Chromadorea; Rhabditida; Trichostrongylidae. The record is from the annotation of a GenBank genome assembly.